AUGUGUAAAGAAAAGUAUAUUCUAAAUGUCUCCGGUGAUCUGGACAUAAAUACAGCUGCGGUUGCCGGUGCAGUUUCUGUUGGUAUAGGCUACUCACAAUUAGAGGAAUUACUGUCAGCGAUCGAUUUACCUAUGAUGACUGAGCCUCUGUACCAAAAACAGCACGAGUUUGUUUCUAACGCCUGGGAAAAAGCACUUGAUCAAUCCAUGCAAGAAGCCGCAGAAGAAGAAAAAAAGAUUGCUUUAGAAAAAGGUCGUGUGACCACUGAUGGCAUACCUAUUAUAGAUGUUAUUGUUGAUGGAUGCUGGAGUAAGAGGUCUUAUAAAAAGAAUUACUCAGCACUUUCAGGAGCUGCUGCCAUAAUCGGAAAAGAAACGAAAAAAAUUUUGUUUCUCGGUGUUAAAAAUAAGUACUGCAGCAUAUGUGCGCAAGAUUGUAACAAAAAUCAAACUCCGAGAGCUCAUCAGUGUUACGAAAAUUUCACGGGUGCUUCUACUGCCAUGGAAUCAACCCUGAUAGUAGAAGGUUUUAGAUCAUCUGUUGAAAUGUACGGUCUGAUUUAUGGACGUCUAAUAUCUGACGGAGAUUCUAGCACGUACUCUAAAAUAUUAGAAGCAAGACCUUACCCUCAAUUUACAGUUGAAAAAGUAGAGUGCAGAAAUCACCUUUUAAGAAACUUGUGCAACAAACUGGAAAACCUGAUCACAGAUACAAAAUAUCCCAUACAUCUUAGAAAAUUAAUUACGAAAAAACGCAUAAUGACUAUUAGGUCCACAAUUAGAAAAUGCAUCAAAAAAUAUCAUGAUUCUACAGAGACUAUAGAUUUUUGCACUCACAAACUUUUUGAGGACAUUCAAACUGUACAUUUACAUGCCUUCGGGAACCACACCAACUGUAAAAACUAUUUCUGUAAUUGUCGUCAAACUGAAACUGAAUCAGUAUUGGCGGAUUUUUUCACAAGUUCUUUAUGGCAGAGAAUAUGUUUUAUUAUAAAUAGUAUUGCUGGCCAUUCAAGAAGUCUUGUUCAUGAUAUUGAUAGUAACAUCGUAGAAUGUUUUCACAGCGUUGUGGCCAAAUUAGUUGGGGGUAAAAGAGUAAAUUACUCUCUGAGGCGCGGCUAUCAAACUAGGUGUUCAGCUUCUGCAAUUACGUUCAAUACUAAAAGAAAACCUACUACAAUAUUGUACAAAACAAUUGUUGGCAAAAGCCCUAAAGGCCGAAUGAGCACUUUAGAUAAUAAGUAUCGGAAACUUAGAGGCUUGAAGAAACGCGCCAAUUAUAAAAAGCCACAGAAGACGUGUGACGCUAUAACUCAAAAUAAAGAUUAUGGUGAACAAAGCUCUAAGCCGGAUGUGAGUGAUGAUAUUCUUAAUUUAAUGAAGGAAACUUUUAUAUCCACUUUAAAAAAAAGUGAAGAAGAAAGAACACGGAUUGAGCGGCAGACCAUUUUGCAAAGCGAGUCUAGCGAAUGGCUUGAACUUAGACGUUCUUUGUUGACAGCUUCGAACUUUGGCAAAGUGAUCAAAAUGAGGCCAGAUACUAGUUGUGCCAAUAUAGUAAAGCAAUUGCUAUACAAAAUUAAUAUAAAUGCUGCUCCUAUGCAGCACGGAAGAGAAUAUGAAAAAAAAGCGCUACAACAAUUAUCUACGCAAGAAGCACUGGAUAUAAGACCUUGCGGGCUUUAUAUAGAUCCCGAAAUUCCGUAUUUGGGGGCCACACCAGAUGGGAUUAUAGACGAAGAAACAAUAGUGGAGGUUAAGUGUCCAAUAACGGCAUUUAAGACAGGACUAGAGGAAGCUAUUACAAAAAAAAAAGUAAAUUUUUGGAUUAAAGACAAAUUAGGUAAUUUAAAGAUAAAUAAAAAUCACAACUGGUUCUAUCAAGUACAGGGGCAGUUACACGUGACUCGGAAAGCAAAAUGUGUAUUCGCUGUAUGGUUCAGUGAGUCGCAACCACUGAAAACGGAAGUCAUUUAUAGGGAUGAUGAUUGUUUUGAAAAUAAAAUGAAGUCAAAGUUAUGUAAUUUUUAUUUAAAUUGUAUAUUGCCUGAAAUUUUAGACCCCAGACAUACCAGAAAUAUGGAAAUACGUAAUCCAAUCUAUAUAAUUGAAGCCAUAAAGAAAAAAGAAAAGAAACAAAAACUUGAAAUCUCCAAGAGGAAAAUACAACGCAUAAUUCCAAUUGCUGAGCAGGCAAACACAACGCUUUCCUCCUUAUAUCAAGAAUCGACACGAUCAUCAACACCAGUAAUUCCAGAAGCGGAUCAACCAACCUGUUCACGAUACUUGGAUUAUAAUGAAUUUUAA
This is a messenger RNA of Parnassius mnemosyne (clouded apollo), 2307 nucleotides long. The record is from the annotation of a GenBank genome assembly. NCBI's taxonomy places the organism in Eukaryota, Metazoa, Arthropoda, Insecta, Lepidoptera, Papilionidae.